GUGGGUCACAUAACCUCGGCAACUGGUCCCGGAAGCAAAAUUCGAGGGAAGAAGGAGGCGGAAAGGAGGGCCUGCGUCCGUGUCGCCGGCAGGGGGCGGGGUGGGGCGGAGCCGGGCAUGGUAACCGCUCGGAAGUCUAGGCUGCUGGGUUGGAGGGAGGAGGAGGGACCGGUAUCUGCCGCCGCUGCCGCUGCCGCCGGUGCUCCAACCUGUUCCGUGUGGCCCACGCUGGCCUUGCCGCGGCCAUGAUGAUCCACGGCUUCCAGAGCAGCCACCAGGACUUCUCCUUCGGGCCGUGGAAGCUAACGGCGUCCAAGACCCACAUCAUGAAGUCGGCGGAUGUGGAGAAGUUAGCUGAUGAAUUGCAUAUGCCAUCUCUCCCCGAAAUGAUGUUUGGAGACAAUGUUUUAAGAAUCCAGCAUGGCUCUGGCUUUGGAAUUGAGUUCAAUGCUACAGAUGCAUUAAGAUGUGUGAACAACUACCAAGGAAUGCUUAAAGUAGCCUGUGCUGAAGAGUGGCAGGAAAGCAGGACGGAGGGUGAACACUCCAAAGAGGUUAUUAAACCAUAUGAUUGGACCUAUACAACGGAUUAUAAGGGAACAUUACUUGGAGAAUCACUUAAGUUAAAGGUUGUACCUACAACAGAUCAUAUAGAUACAGAGAAACUGAAAGCCAGAGAACAGAUUAAGUUUUUCGAAGAAGUUCUCCUAUUUGAGGAUGAACUUCAUGAUCAUGGAGUUUCAAGCCUGAGUGUGAAAAUUAGAGUAAUGCCUUCUAGCUUUUUCUUGCUGUUGCGAUUUUUCUUGAGAAUUGAUGGGGUGCUUAUUAGAAUGAAUGACACAAGACUUUACCAUGAGGCUGACAAGACCUACAUGUUACGAGAAUAUACAUCACGAGAGAGCAAAAUUGCUAAUUUAAUGCAUGUUUCACCUUCCCUCUUCACGGAACCUAAUGAAAUAUCACAGUAUUUACCAAUAAAGGAGGCAGUUUGUGAGAAGCUAAUAUUUCCAGAAAGAAUUGAUCCUAACCCUGCAGGCUCAAAAGAAUGUACACCUGUGGAAUAGAAUGUGUUAUGACAUAUAUUCACUGUGGAAUCUGACUGGCUAUUUGGAGGGGGGUAUUUUUAUUUUGAGAAUUAAUUGCCUUGUCUAUGUGCAGAUUUUCUGUAACCUUAAAGGAAAAAAAAAAUAAAGGAUUGUUGCAGGCAGAUUCCACUCAACUGCUGUUUGUACCCUGUCUUCAAAUCAUAUUCCAGGAAUUUAUAUUCUCUGAAAUUAAGUUCAGAUUUCUAAAUUGUAACAAAGCAGAGUCUCACUAAGAAGAAGGUGAUGUGUGUAUGUCUCUGAAGGAGUGAGCACAACCUGCGUCUAUCAUGAAACGCUAUCUUCUACCAUGAGGAGAGGUUAUUUUAAGUCACUCAAUCAUAGCACCUUGUUGCUUUCAUUGGAUUCCUCAUCACAUACAUUGAUAUAGUUUAGUAGCUCUUUACUUAGGAAAUUGAUCUGUGCCCAGGAAUUUAAAAAAAAAUUAUCCCUUAAAUUUUAAGUUGGCUUUUGAAGUUUAAAGAAAGUCAAACAUAGAACCAAAUAAACUAUAUUUUUGGAUAGCAUAAGGUGUUAUGUCGAUGGAAACACACAAACGUGGUUUGCCACUAAUAGCUAGGGUGUCAGAGCUGUCUCCUUCCAUCUUUAGGUGCUUUUUCUGUAUUUGGUACUAUUUGUACUGACAUGUAUUCUACUUCCAUCUUCCAUUGGAUAUUGAAUUUGAUAUUAGUCCUAAAAAGUUUGAAUUAAAGUGGAUUAUUUUAAGUAAACAUUGCAUCAACCCCUAAAGCAAUCAGAUUAAUUUUCUGCUUAAAAUAUUUGAAGAGUAGCUGUGGAAGAGGAGGAGGAGGCUUAUUUUAAAGUCUAAAAGCCAGUUUUUCAUUUUUUUAAGAUUCAUGUUUAUAAUGUUACAGGGGAUCCAGGAAAGUGUAAUUAAUUAGGACAAUGCCUCAGUAGUAUGGAAAGUACACAGAGGUAAAUUAAAAAUCCAUUUGGUUAUUUUGAUGAUGACCUUUGAAUAUUUUAUAUUCUUUUCUGCCUUUCUGAAUGAUCUCCAUAAAGUAGAAAGUAGUUAUAAAGCACCAUGUAAGAAAUUAUUUUAAAUGGAUUUUAAAAAAUAUUUUAUUUACAGAGCAGGGGAAAAGAAUUACCCUCCCCCACCAACUGUUUCUAGUUUGAAAUAACUAUUGUACAUAUUUCCACUUGAUGCAUAAGUCAUUAAAGAAGAAUAUUUAAGUAUUAGAAAGACUCUUCAGGUAUUAGCCUGAAGAUAAAUUUUAGGGAAACAAAUACAAUUGGAUAUUCAUCAUUGCUCAGACUCUGGUGUGUUGUGUGUAUUUUUUUUUUGCUGAUUUUAUUAGCUAAAUUUAGUCACAAAUAAUUUGUGUAUUUGUGUUCUGCUUCAUCAACCUGCAAGGUAUAAAAGAAUCAGGAUUUUUUUGGCUAUGAGAAAACACAUGACAUACUCACUGUAUAUUAAAUAUAUCUGUACUUAGUGUUUCCUCCUAGGACAGAAAAGUGUAUAUUUUGUACUCUGCUUUCUGUUUAUUUGCCAUGCAGAUUUGAACAGAACAGACUCUUUAGUUAUACGAAUUAUAAAAAAUGGAAAGCUUAAGAAUAUUCAUGAGUUGAAUUAGUUGAGGUUUCUGGGUAACAACAUAUUAUACAUAUAUUUUUAACUUAAUUCAGAUAUCUUAGUCACAAAAUAAGUCUUAGAUUACUUAUUUUGAGAAUCCAUUAUUAAAAAUUGUAGAAUUGAUCUUUUUUAGAGGGUGGGAGGUGGGUAGGAUGAGGUGAAUGGAUAAACUUAUAAAAACUUCAUUAGCUUAUUCCUGUGGAGAAUACCAAGAAAACUUGUAUUUGCCCAUUGCUAAACAAGACCUAUACCAUUUUAUAUUUAUUGUUCCAAGUGUCUUUUUGUAAGAAUAGAAUAAAUAAUAAGUAAUUACUGA
Capra hircus (goat) is the source of this 2995-nucleotide messenger RNA. It is a transcript of the gene TIPRL, whose product is annotated as TOR signaling pathway regulator. The transcript has 7 exons. Gene Ontology annotation, biological process: TOR signaling. Bases 246 to 1064 code for a protein of 272 amino acids. Gene Ontology annotation, cellular component: cytosol. NCBI's taxonomy places the organism in Eukaryota, Metazoa, Chordata, Mammalia, Artiodactyla, Bovidae. The record is from RefSeq and is a predicted model, not a curated record.